Molecule: messenger RNA, 879 nt
Organism: Paramecium tetraurelia
Lineage: Eukaryota; Ciliophora; Oligohymenophorea; Peniculida; Parameciidae
Exons: 1
Molecular function (GO): NAD binding; NADP binding; oxidoreductase activity
Source: RefSeq, a predicted model, not a curated record
AUGAAUAUUGGCUGGAUUGGAACAGGUGUAAUGGGGGUCUCUAUGUGCAGACAUAUUCUUAAGGCUGGUCAUAAAUUGCGCAUAUACAACAGGACAGUUACUAAGACAUAACCUCUCGUUGAAGCAGGAGCAGAAUUUGUUCAACCAAGAGAAUUGGCAAAGCAUUCAGAUGCUGUUUUUUUAAUGUUGGGAUAUCCUAAGGAUGUUGAAUAAGUAGUUUUAGGAGAUCAAGGAAUAUUAAAUCAUAUGAAAAAGGGGACUGUUUUAGUUGAUCACACUACUUCAUCACCUGAAUUGGCAGAGAGGAUUUUCAAGUAGGCGAAUGAGAGGGGAGUAGAAUCUAUUGAUGCUCCAGUAAGUGGAGGAGACAUAGGGGCUAGAGAGGGAAGAUUGGUGGUGAUGUGUGGAGGAUAAUAGAAAGCUUUGGAUAGAAUAAGUGAUAUAUUAAAAGUGUAUAGUGCAAAUGUUUAAUUGAUGGGAGGUGCUGGUUUAGGGUAGCAUACUAAGAUGGUUAAUCAGAUAGUGUUGGCUGGGAAUAUGAUAGGGACAGUCGAAGGUUUGUUGUAUGGACACAAAUGCGGAUUGAAUUUGGAAUAGUUGAUUAAUACAAUAAAGAGUGGAGCAGCCAAUUCGACAGCUUGGAGUGUGUUGGGAUUGAGAAUGGUGAAGGGAGACUUUGAGCCUGGAUUUUAUGUUGAGCAUUUCAUUAAGGAUUUGAGCAUAGCGAUUAAUGAGGCCAAUAGGUUGAACUUGAGUUUACCAGGGUUGGCUUUGGUAAAGCAGUUGUAUCAUGCUUUGGUUGCCCAAGGGGGAGCACGUUAUGGAACUUAGGCAUUGCUAUUGGCAUUGGAGACUUUGAAUAACCAUAAAAUUAGAUGA